CGGUUCCGGCAGUACCAGGAGCCGGGUCGAGAUGGGGGAAGAUGCGAGCGGAGGCCGGCGGUCGCCGGGCAUGGAGGCUAGAGUGGGAGCUGUGGCCUAGAGGUCCGGGCUUGGAGUUCGCCUCGGACGCGGCGGAACCGCCGUGAUCGGAGAAGUGAUUUGGGAAACAUGACCUUGGGACCCUGGAUCACACUCUGGGCAAGGCAGACGGUGACCACCUUCUCCUGAAGGCCUCAAAGGAGAAGACUGCCCUGCUGGACUUGGUCUUCAGGCACCAUGGAGGACAAACGCAACAUCCAGAUCAUCGAAUGGGAACACCUGGACAAGAAGAAGUUCUACGUGUUUGGUGUGGCAAUGACGAUGAUGAUCCGUGUCAGCGUCUACCCCUUUACCCUCAUCCGCACCCGGCUGCAGGUUCAGAAAGGCAAGAGCCUCUACCACGGGACUUUUGACGCCUUCAUCAAGAUCCUGCGAGCAGAUGGCGUGACUGGCCUCUACCGGGGGUUCCUGGUCAACACCUUCACCCUCAUCUCUGGCCAGUGCUAUGUCACCACGUACGAGCUCACCCGGAAGUUUGUCGCCGACUACAGCCAGAGCAACACGGUCAAAUCGCUGGUGGCCGGUGGCUCGGCCUCCCUGGUGGCCCAGAGCAUCACGGUGCCCGUUGAUGUGGUGUCCCAGCACCUGAUGAUGCAGCGCAAGGGCGAGAGAAUGGGCCGCUUCCAAGUGCGAGGGAGCCCGGAGGGACGAGGGGUGGUUGCCUUCGGCCAGACCAAGGACAUCAUCAGACAGAUCUUGCGGGCUGAUGGGCUUCGAGGCUUCUACCGAGGCUACGUGGCUUCACUGCUUACCUACAUCCCAAAUAGCGCCGUCUGGUGGCCCUUCUAUCACUUCUAUGCAGAGCAGAUCUCGUACCUCUGUCCUAAGGAGUGCCCGCACAUUGUCUUUCAAGCCGUCUCGGGGCCCCUGGCCGCGGCCACCGCUUCCGUCCUGACCAAUCCCAUGGACGUCAUCCGAACCCGAGUGCAGGUUGAAGGCAAGAGCUCCAUCAUCCUGACCUUCAGACAGCUGAUGGCAGAAGAGGGGCCUUGGGGCCUCAUGAAGGGCCUCUCUGCCAGAAUCAUCUCAGCCACGCCCUCCAGCAUUGUCAUCGUGGUGGGCUACGAGAGCCUCAAGAAACUCAGCCUCCGGCCUGAACUGGUGGACUCAAGACACUGGUAACCGGCGGCAGGGCGAGAGCCCUGCUGUUGCCCACACUACUUUGGGGCGGGGGUGGCGUGGGGAGGAUAGCACCCUCUCCAGGUGCCCCCGCCACACUCACAGCCCUGCCCGGGGCCAGGUGGCCUGUCUGGGACAGGGCAGAGACUCCGAACUGCUCUUGCUGAAGAGGCUCCACACCUGGACCCCCUGCCCCUGCUAUUUUUUAUUUUCUUGCCAACCUGGGCUCUCUGCUCAGUCCCGGUACUCCGUCCUGAUCCAAGGAACCCCCAUCCCCAGCGAUCCCACUCCCCCGUCCCCCGCGGAACCUUCUCCUGGCCUCCCCCGCCAUCUGUGCCCCUGAGACCCUGACGAGAGCUGUACAGGGCGCUGGUUUCCUACUGCCGGUCCUCCCCCCGGCCUCUCAGCCCGGAUUUCCAGCAGCUGUCGUCAGCCCUCUCCUGCUUCAUCUCGUAGGCUUGCUUCUUUUUGCUUUGGGACUGAGCCGCCACCCGACUGUUCUGUUUUCCCUGCCACUGGGGGCCAGGUGCCAGGUACUUCUGCACAGGGAGCAGGAGCAGCGAAAACCUCUGGUUCUCCAGAGCACGUGUCCUCUCUUCGGAGAGUUAUUAGGUUGGGGACAAAUGUCGAUACUUUA
Panthera uncia (snow leopard) is the source of this 1855-nucleotide messenger RNA. RefSeq names its product solute carrier family 25 member 44 (gene SLC25A44). Gene Ontology annotation, cellular component: mitochondrion. The transcript has 5 exons. Gene Ontology annotation, biological process: transmembrane transport; branched-chain amino acid catabolic process. The record is from RefSeq and is a predicted model, not a curated record. NCBI's taxonomy places the organism in Eukaryota, Metazoa, Chordata, Mammalia, Carnivora, Felidae. Gene Ontology annotation, molecular function: branched-chain amino acid transmembrane transporter activity. Bases 277 to 1221 code for a protein of 314 amino acids.